AGCUUUUUCCCGAUGAUGAAGAUUUGAAAAAGACGCUGAAAGUUUGCCUAGUCUACGGGUGAAUCACUGAACUACCCACGCACGCAUGAUCCAUGGCAGCAGAGGGAAUGAUAAGCUCAGCAUGGUUUCAUCCACUCCACCGCGGUUACUAUCUGGCAUGGUUGGAUUAACAACAACCAUAGAUCCACAUUAUACACCCGACGUUCCGCCCCCUCUUCCUCCACGAUUGCGAAAACCAAAGCACAAAUGUGCGUGCGGGCCAUCUUCAUCAACGUCGAGCACAUACUCGAUAACAGCAUAUACAGCAAAGUGUAUCGACGACUAUCACUUGUGCCCCGCCAAUCUAAAUAUGUCCCACAGCGAUUUUGAUGAAAAUUCUGUUGGCUUUGUCGACAUUCAGGAGUUGCGAAAGCUUGAGGAUCUGGACAAUGCCUCCAUUUCGUCGUUGCCAAUUCCCUCGCCAAUUCGAAGGAAAUCUUUUGCUUUUCGUAAGCUGAUCCCACGAUGUCCACUUCGGCGAAUACGCGGGAAGCAUUCCUCUUUCGACAUCCCUUCCAUUGUUCUCCCCUAUCCACCAAAGAAGAAGUGCUCUCUUCGGCGAACAUUCAAAAAACUGCUUUUCUGUGGUUCGCGAUAGCAAGUCGACAUAUUUGUGUAAGGAGUAUCUAGGCAUAUAACUCGCAGUUGAGGCCGCGUUUAAAGUUGCCCUUGCCGGCGCCAUGCUAGAUCAUACGGGGUAAAGGAACAUGGGUUACACCACGGAGCUAGCACCUGACACAGCGUUGGAACGGCGUUGGCACACCGACUAGGGCAACUGUACGCUGCCUGAGUAUGAGGUGUUUCUUAGUAGCAUAUUCAUUUCUGUUGCUGUUGAAUUCUUUAUCAUUCUUUAUCAUUACGCAUAAUGCUUCUUCCAUUUUUGAUGAACCAUUUUCUUGUAAUAUUCAUG
Molecule: messenger RNA, 949 nt
Organism: Cylicocyclus nassatus
Lineage: Eukaryota; Metazoa; Nematoda; Chromadorea; Rhabditida; Strongylidae
Source: the annotation of a GenBank genome assembly